Molecule: messenger RNA, 3059 nt
Organism: Grammomys surdaster
Lineage: Eukaryota; Metazoa; Chordata; Mammalia; Rodentia; Muridae
Gene: Irag2
Product: lymphoid restricted membrane protein
Exons: 20
Coding region: 1320-2816 (498 amino acids)
Cellular component (GO): endoplasmic reticulum membrane
Source: RefSeq, a predicted model, not a curated record
UUCCGGUAUUCUCUAAAGAAGUUUGAGUUCCUCACAGUUCCUCAGAGUGACUUGUGAUUGAAGUGUCACUGAAAGCUCAGGGUGUCUCUCGCUCUCUCUCUUUCUCUGUCUCCUUUACUUUUAAAAAGUUCAACUUCAGCCGGAAGCAAUAUGACAUUGCUAAGCAGCUGCAAUGUGCGCCCACUAAGAAGAGGCUCCACAAGACAGCCCAGAGGGCACAUGGAGCUGGGAGUCCGGAAUCCUUGGCAACAUAAAACUCAGGGAAAUCACCUCAGAUAUCCUUAAAAUGUGGAGCAAAGAUGGAGGAGGAACAAAAAGAAAAAAAAUGAAAAAGAAAAAAAAAAGGAACUGUCUAGUUGUCCCAGGAGGCUGGCCAUGAGUGCACAUAGAGGAAGUGUAGGGGUGCAAGGGUGCAGGGGUGCAGAAGAGGCGGUGUUAACAGCCUGCUGGUGAAAGAGGACAGUACAGAAAGCUUAAUUUGCUUCUCAGGACUCUCUGAGGUGGAAGGAGCUAGGCCUGCCUGCCGUGCCCGUGCAAACAGAAUUGCAGAAGUUGAGCCUACGCUUAUCACUUCCCUGAGAAGAAAAGCACAUUUCCAGUUUCCUGUGCCUAAGAGCAAGCACCCAGUGCCCUUCACGCUUCUCAAACCCAGGCUGACCUGUGCAUAUGGGUCAGGGGAUCAGGAUGGGGCCUGUGGAUGAGGCAAGUCUUUGCUACUUGAACUAGAGGAAGCAAUUCCAGAAGAACACAGUCUCCAGCACUGCGCAGACCCAGGAGCAGAAGACCAGGGGCGCUCAGUAAGCAGCCCUGCCACAAACCACAGCAGGGGCAAGAAAGAAGCGGACAUCGGGUACCCCUGACCUGGAAAACACACAUUCCAGCAUACACCCCUGCUGGAUGCCUUGUGUCUUGACGGCCUCACACCAAUUCCAAGGCUAGAACUGACUCCUGUCUCAUGUGCCAGAAACUCAGCCCACAUUCCGUGUGAAAGCGCCCCCCACCCCAGAGCAGGAAGCACAAGAUGGGGCUUUGGACGUGACAAGAGGGUCCCAGUAAAUGAGGUCACAGCCAUCCACCUCCUCCAAGGGUGUCUGCUAACGAGCUGUAUUUUAUUAACAUUAUUACUUCUUUGCUAUUUUUUUUUUUGAUGGAGCUGCUCCAGCUUUCUGAGGAUCCACAGUUUUGAGUCCAGACAUUGCUUUUAAAUUUUGCAAGACAGCUCUGAGGAUCACUCUACAUCUUUACUGCUAAGACAACUCCAGUGUCCACUCCCCACAGAAGGCUCCAUCUCAGGACCAGAGCUUCUAGACUGUACCAGAAUGAACGAAGACCAGAGUACAGAUGAGAAUGGUGCUGGCCACUUGUACUUGGAGAGCCCAUCACAGUUCAGGGAGUAUCUCACACAGCCAUCGUCUGAACACACUUCACCCUCAGAGAGUACCGUGACGUCCAGUGAUUCUGGAUCAGACACUUUGCACAUGGCUUCUGGUGACCUUGACUGCAAACCUCUCUGUGAGAAGGAGGAGGAAGCAAGAGCGGCCUCUGCCAUGCCAGGUUCCAGCCCAGCUCCAGAGAACGCAGCUUGUAGAGAUUCAGUGAGUGUGAGUGUGGCCAAGGCUGCAUCCCAGCAGGAAGCAGGAGAGGAACUCAGAACCACGGAAGAAGGAGGGAAGGGCAGUGCCUCAGGAGAAACGGAGGUUCCCACCCCUCCCAAAGCAUCUGUGAAGCUCCUUAACUUUCAGCAGAAUGAAAACACUUCAGCCAAUGAGAAGGAAGUGGAGGCAGAGUUCCUCAGGUUGUCUUUGGGACUUAAGUGUGACUGGUUUACGUUGGAGAAGAGGGUGAAGCUUGAGGAGAGGUCCCGGGACCUGGCGGAGGAAAACCUGAAGAAAGAAAUCACAAACUGUUUAAAGCUUUUAGAGUCACUGACACCCCUGUGUGAAGAGGAUAACCAGGCUCAGGAAAUCAUCAAGAAACUGGAGAAGAGCAUAAUGUUUCUCAGCCAGUGCACGACCCGCGUGGCCAGCCGGGCUGAGAUGCUGGGGGCUAUCAACCAGGAAAGCCGGGUGAGCAGAGCAGUGGAGGUCAUGAUCCAGCACGUGGAGAACCUCAAGAGGAUGUACGCCAAAGAGCACGCGGAGCUGGAGGAGCUGAAGCAGGCGCUGCUGCAGAACGACCGGUCUUUUAACUCUCUGCAGGACGAAGAUGACUGUCAGAUUAAAAAGCGUUCGUCUUCUCUAAAUUCCAAGCCAUCUUCUCUUCGAAGAGUGACCAUUGCCUCCUUACCCAGGAACCUUGGAAAUGUGGGGAUGGUAUCAGGCCUGGAAAACAACGACAGAUUCAGCCGGCGGUCGAGCAGCUGGAGAAUCCUGGGGACCAAGCAGGGUGAGCACCGCCCCUCCCUCCACCGUUUCAUCAGCACCUACUCCUGGGCCGACGCUGACGACGAGAGGUGUGACUCGAAAACCAGAGACGCUCCGGAACCACCAGGGGAAGAGACCGUAGAGAGGACCAGGAAGCCCAGCCUUUCUGAGAGGAGAACCAGCUCGCCGGCCUGCGACAGCGGCACAGUCUGCAGCUCAUUGGCUUCCUGGGUUGCUGACCUGCAGGCGUCCUUCAGAAGGGCCAACAAAGCGCUCUGGCUUGCGGGACUCUUCAUCAUACUGUUUGCAGCGCUGAUAAGUAUCAUCACAGGUCAGUUCUUCCAGACAGCCGUGGAGGCUGCACCCACACAGGAAGGGGACUCCUGGAUGUCUCUAGAACACGUCUUAUGGCCAUUUACCAGACUUGGGCACGAUGGACCUCCGCCAGUGUGACUGCCGGGCAGUACCCUUGGAUUUUAACACUUCCCUCUGAGAUUUGUAACUUAGUAACUUUUUAGUAACUAUAGUGCAAAGCUAGGGUCCUCAGCCGCUGAGAUGUUUUAAUUUCCCAACAAAAGCACAGGGGAGGAAUUUCACAACGGAGGAGACCCCACCUAGGGUAUUUUAAUGAGCUUUCUGAGUCAGAGACAUAAGACUUUAUUGAAAUGUAUCCAAAUAAAGACCAUUCAAAUCUUC